GUGCGCCUGAUUCAACUCGGCGUUGGGUCGAGCCGAUUUAUUCUCUCGUCGGAUUGAACCAGAUGGUCUCAAGUUCAACACCAAACAACCCCCGGCACGCCGGCACCCCUGCCCUAACCGCAGACUCUCUUUCUCCCCAGUGACUGCGGCGUAUCCUCGGUGCGCGGCGGCAGCUUCUUCCGCAGACUCUCUCUCUUUUUAUGCUCCUCCUCUUUCUCCUUCGCCGUCGCGCAGUCCCUUCUCCUCCCUCCUCCCUCCUCCUUCCUCCCUCUUCCUUGUUCAUAGCAGCCCCCGGCUCCCCGCCUCGUCACAGCCCGCCCUUUCUCGAUCCCUCUUCCCCGUUUCGUCGCAGAUCCUAGUUUCGCUCGGGCGAGCCUCGGGGAUUUGGCACGACUGGACUGAAGGAAGAGUAGGCAUCGCUGAUCUCUGCGGGCAAUGAUGGGAGAAGUCCUUCUUGGCUUGCCGGGGCCGUGGGCGGAGGAUUACUGCGAGAAGGCUGAUCAUUACACGACAAAGAUUGGGGGAUUGCCGGAUUGGCCCAUCCCAGAAGUGGAUAUUAGCCGUGAGCUUCUUCACUGUAGUCUAUGUGGAGGGAGGCUCUCACUUGUGGCACAGGUUUAUGCUCCUAUUUCGUUGCCAAAACUGAACAUAGAGGAUCGUGCAAUAUAUAUUCUCGGUUGCCUGGCCCUGAAUUGUGGUACUGACCCUCGAAGCUGGCGAGCUCUUCGAAUUCAGAAGUACCAUGAGGAGAUGAAACCGAGUCUUACUUCUUCAAAUGCUGUCUCAUUGGAAAAAGAAUCUGUUCCUGCUCCGAGAGUUAACAGCUGGUUGGAGGACAACAUGUUGGGUAAUGAGUCCAGCAAAGUCAACGACGAGAGUGACAGUGACACAGAAAUGGAGGACUUAGCACGGGCUCUUUCGGAAGCUGCUGCUCUAGCCUCGAGUUCGAAGAAACAAAAUGGCCACAAGAACACGGAUGCAUCUGCCAGAGGUACAGUAGCGAACCCUAGAGUGGAAGACACCGGUGUGCCAGUUCUCCCUUGUUUCUAUAUCUAUUCCCAAAAGGUCGAGUCCUCUGGUGAUAUGGAUGCUGUUUGUUCUGGUUACAUGUCACUUUCUCUCAAAAACCAUUGUGCUUCUCCUGAUACUGAGGAUGAAGAACAAUGGGAAAGAGAAACUUAUGAGUAUGAUAGAGCUUUAGGUGCCGAUAGAACUUAUUUGAAGUUCAAGAAACAGAUGGAUGCACACCCAGAGCAGUGCCUCAGGUAUUCCUAUGGUGGUAAUCCUCUUUUUGCUAAAACUAAGUUAGCGAAACCUGACAUUUGCAAGCGAUGUGGCUCGUCAUGCAUAUAUGAGAUGCAGUUGAUGUCCCCCCUAUUAUAUUUUCUGCAGCAAGCUGUUGAUGGUUCAUCAGCUUGUUCAGCAGAUGGCUGGAGUUGGAUAACUCUGAUUGUAUAUACCUGUUCCAGGAGUUGCUGUUCGUUCAAAGAGUCAACAGAGAGUUGCUGUUGGGAAGUUGCUGAGGAGGCUAUCAUCAUUCAGGAUGAUUAAAUUAUUAUUUCUGCGGUCCAAAAAUCAGACUGCAUAUCCAGUGUGCUUGUUUUUGUGAGGAAGUCAUUUUUUGAAAUUAUAACAGUGCACUACUUUGGCACUUUCUCGUCUCUUGCACAAUGCUUUCAGUACUAGUUGAUUUUGGUGGAAUGCUUUGUGUAAGGGCUUAUAUUUUUUGUAGUGGUAAUCCUUUGUAGUAAUAAAGUUCUUAUGUAAGAUCAA
Musa acuminata AAA Group (dessert banana) is the source of this 1773-nucleotide messenger RNA. RefSeq lists its product as uncharacterized. The transcript is spliced from 8 exons. The record is from RefSeq and is a predicted model, not a curated record. Lineage: Eukaryota; Viridiplantae; Streptophyta; Magnoliopsida; Zingiberales; Musaceae. The coding region runs from base 436 to 1551 and encodes 371 amino acids. Gene Ontology annotation, cellular component: cytoplasm.